Molecule: messenger RNA, 1458 nt
Organism: Centrocercus urophasianus (Greater sage-grouse)
Lineage: Eukaryota; Metazoa; Chordata; Aves; Galliformes; Phasianidae
Gene: SLC19A2
Product: solute carrier family 19 member 2
Exons: 6
Coding region: 1-1458 (485 amino acids)
Biological process (GO): transmembrane transport; vitamin transport
Cellular component (GO): plasma membrane
Molecular function (GO): vitamin transmembrane transporter activity
Source: RefSeq, a predicted model, not a curated record
AUGGCGGGGCUGCGGGGGGCCCGGCCCGCGAGGAGUGGCCCCGGCUGCUGCUGGGCUCUGCCCACCGGGCUGCUGUGUGCCUACGGCUUCUUUUGCAGUGUGCGGCCCUCGGAGCCCUUUCUCACCCGUUACCUGUUGGAGCCGCACAAAAACCUCAACGAGACGCAGGUGUUCAACGAGAUCUACCCAGUGUGGACGUACUCGUACCUGGCACUGCUGUUCCCUGUGUUCCUGGCUACAGACUACCUGCGCUACAAGCCUGUGGUGCUGCUGCAAGGCCUGAGCCUCAUCGUCACCUGGUUCUUGCUGCUUUACGCCCAAGGGCUGCGUGCCUUCCAGCUCCUUGAGUUCUUCUAUGGGAUGGGCACCGCCACAGACAUUGCCUACUACUCCUAUAUCUACAGCGUGGUGGAUGUGGAUCUGUACCGCAAGGUCACCAGCUACUGCCGCAGUGCCACACUGGUGGGCUACACGGUGGGCUCUGUGUGUGGGCAGCUUCUUGUGUCCCUAGCAGGGUGGUCCCUCUUCAGCCUCAAUGUCAUCUCCUUGACCUCCAUCUCUGUUGCCUUUGGCACAGCGUGGUUCCUGCCGAUGCCAAGGAAAAGCCUUUUCUUCCACCAUGCCGCCACUCAGCCCUUCAGCUUGGAGAUGAAGGUCAUGGAUUGUAAGAAUGGGGCCAUCGUGCAGGACCAGCCCGGUGUGCCAAGAGUGCCUGGAUGGGAGGAUGAGGUCAAAAUGCCCUUAAACAGGGAGGGACAUUCGGCAGAGAAAAAGGAGCAGAAAGUAGAUGCCUUAGAAGUGCUCAAGGAUCUCUGGCGGGACUUCCUGCAGUGCUAUUCCUCUCGGACCAUGCUGUGCUGGUCAGUCUGGUGGGCGCUGUCUACCUGUGGCUACUUCCAGGUCAUCAACUAUGUUCAGGGCCUGUGGGAGAUGGUGCUGCCUUCUCAAAGCACAGAGAUCUACAAUGGUGGUGUGGAGGCAGCCUCAACGCUGCUAGGAGCUGUUGCAGUAUUUGCUGUGGGUCAUAUAAAAACAUCCUGGGCCAUGUGGGGUGAAGUGGCACUUGCCCUGUUCUCCUUUCUUAUUGCUGCUGCUGUAUAUAUUAUGAACACUGUUCACAACAUCUGGGUGUGCUAUGCAUCUUAUGUUGUCUUCAGAAUUAUUUACAUGCUGCUAAUCACAAUAGCAACGUUUCAGAUUGCUACAAAUCUCAGUGUGGAGCGGUAUGCUCUGGUGUUUGGGGUCAACACAUUCAUUGCCUUAGCACUUCAGACUUUACUCACAUUAAUUGUCGUAGAUGCCAGUGGGCUUGGAUUGGACAUCUUCACUCAGUUCAUGAUUUAUGCAUCGUAUUUUGCGGCUAUCUCCCUGGUGUUCUUGGGCAGUGGUUUAUACAGUAUUAUGAGAGCCCACAGAAGACAAGAGCGGGUGCGGAGCAGGUCUCCUGAAAGCUGUUAG